This is a messenger RNA of Ziziphus jujuba (common jujube), 300 nucleotides long. RefSeq lists its product as uncharacterized. Lineage: Eukaryota; Viridiplantae; Streptophyta; Magnoliopsida; Rosales; Rhamnaceae. The coding region runs from base 1 to 300 and encodes 99 amino acids. The record is from RefSeq and is a predicted model, not a curated record. The transcript has a single exon.
AUGGCUAACACUCGCAUAGCAAGGUUCAUCACUGAGGUUGCACCACCACAGUUUGUGAGUGUCAUGAGGCACAGAACAUCCAAGGUGAUGGACACUAUUAAUGAAGAGGAGAGAGAUGACUCUCUCGCUUCAUUUUCCAAAGGUUCCUCACCAACCUCAGCACCUACUUGUUCUUCUUCUGCUACUUCUGGUAGUGUUUCCAACUAUUCUGCUUGUUCUUCUUCUGCUACUUCUGGUAGUGUUUCAAACUACUACUUUCUCAAGGAAAUGCGCAGAUCAUUUCCCAUCUUCAAUCAUUAA